UAUACGUCACUAUAGAAACCGCUACGUUACACCCGACAAGGGGAGGACGCUUCUAGUCAGAAACCGGAAGUAAGCGAAGCAGAAAACAUUAGCCGUUCAGUAGUUUUGCGGGUUACUGUUAACUACGGCAAAGUACAAUUUGAAGUUGAAAACUUCGACAUGGGAACUACGGCGAGUCAACUUUCGAAAGAGUCGCUCUCAGAAUAUCAGGAGCUGACCUUCCUGACAAAACAAGAAAUUCUUCUUGCUCACAAGAGAUUCACAGAACUGCUUGAGAAACAUGAAAAAGAACAAAUAGAUGCCAGAGUACCAAUAGGCAGGAUUAUUACUCUGCCUGAGCUCAAGUCCAACCCCUUCAAGGAAAGAAUCUGCCAGGUGUUCUCAACCUCUGAACAAAAAGAUGGAAGCCUCACUUUUGAGGACUUCCUGGAUCUUCUGAGUGCCUUCAGCGACUCUGCUACUCUGGAAAUCAAAUCCCACUAUGCAUUCCGCAUAUUUGACUUUGAUGAUGAUGGAACCCUUGACUGUGCUGAUCUGGAGAAGCUGGUUAACUGCUUAACUGGUGAGACAAACGAUGCAAAACUUUCCUCCACGGAAAUGAAGCAGCUCAUCAGCAACAUUCUUGAAGAGUCAGACAUCGACAAGGACGGAACUGUGAACCUCUCAGAGUUUCAGCACGUCAUUUCAAGGUCACCAGAUUUUGUCAGUUCCUUCAAGAUUGUGCUCUGAAGACUUCCAGUGGACCUUGGAGAUGCAUGCACCUUUUUAAUUUUAGUGUAUAAUUUUAAAUCAGAACAAUUUUAAUUACUUGCCUUAAAUUAUAUUUACCUGUGGAUUUUGCUGCCUUAACUGUUUUAUGUAAUUUGUCAAAUAUAAACCCUUUUUAAACAUCUGUUUGAAGAAAAAAUAAAAGUUUCACCAAAAA
This is a messenger RNA of Maylandia zebra (zebra mbuna), 925 nucleotides long. RefSeq names its product calcium and integrin binding 1 (calmyrin) (gene cib1). Gene Ontology annotation, molecular function: calcium ion binding; magnesium ion binding. Lineage: Eukaryota; Metazoa; Chordata; Actinopteri; Cichliformes; Cichlidae. The record is from RefSeq and is a predicted model, not a curated record.